Molecule: messenger RNA, 570 nt
Organism: Rhinichthys klamathensis goyatoka
Lineage: Eukaryota; Metazoa; Chordata; Actinopteri; Cypriniformes; Leuciscidae
Gene: fbxo36a
Product: F-box protein 36a
Exons: 4
Coding region: 1-570 (189 amino acids)
Molecular function (GO): protein binding
Source: RefSeq, a predicted model, not a curated record
AUGGCAUCUCUGCUGGAUGAAAUUCUGUUUGAAACUGCUGGACAAGGUCCACCUCCCUCUAAAGACUUCUACCAAUUUUGUAUCACACAAAAAGAGCUUAUAUGGAGAUGGUGGAAGAUUUCAGUCCGAACUGAAUUCAGAGGGACAGCACCUGGAGAGAUCAAAAUGUUCCACCAUGACUUUUUGAAUGAUUCAAAGUUGCAGGAGCAGUUAGCUGUGGUGUUUGGCACCAGGACUCUGGAGUACACUUUGGCUUUGUGUCAAGGGCAUUUUGACUACCUGGAACGCUUACCUGACCGGCUGCUCCUUAAAAUCCUUUCCUACAUGUCCAUUCAGGACAUUGGCUGUCUCAGCCAAACCUCAAACAGGUUUAAGAAGAUAUGUAACUCAGAGGAGAUCUGGAAGCAGACUGUGAUGGCUCAUUGUGAUAUGAUAAGUGAAGACAUGGAAAUGCUGGCGAAAGCCAUGGGUUGGAAGAACAUCUUCUUUAAGUUUUAUUACAAACAAGAACAUGGCAACAUGGCCUGUCCUGCAGAGGAAGAAGAUAAAGCCAAUACUGCAUCUCCAUGA